This is a messenger RNA of Nothobranchius furzeri (turquoise killifish), 5239 nucleotides long. RefSeq names its product glutamate receptor 2. Gene Ontology annotation, cellular component: AMPA glutamate receptor complex; postsynaptic density membrane; dendritic spine. Gene Ontology annotation, molecular function: AMPA glutamate receptor activity; transmitter-gated monoatomic ion channel activity involved in regulation of postsynaptic membrane potential. Lineage: Eukaryota; Metazoa; Chordata; Actinopteri; Cyprinodontiformes; Nothobranchiidae. Gene Ontology annotation, biological process: monoatomic ion transport; synaptic transmission, glutamatergic; modulation of chemical synaptic transmission. The record is from RefSeq and is a predicted model, not a curated record.
CAUCUCCAGAGGGCCACGAAGAUGACGCUCGCGCGCUCUCGACUCUUCUCGUGCCAUUUGAGGCGCGCUCCGGCGACUCCGAAGCGCUUCCCCGCAGCAGGAGUGAGCAUCUGCAGUGCUGGAGCCGUUCAUCAGCAGACCCGGAGCGUCUCCGUGAGCUCGGUCAGUCUGUGAUGGAGGAGGCGUCCCGGUAGGUCCGGUCCAGCAGUAGACUGAUGUGGCGUCUCGUCAGGACCUCGAGCUCCAUGAUGAAAGUCCUCCUCGUGCUCACGGUCUUGUUAGGAGAAGGAUUUGGCGGAUCUCCGAGCAUCCAGAUCGGUGGUUUAUUUCCAAGGGGGGCAGAUCAAGAGUACAGCGCAUUCAGAGUUGGCAUGCUUCGGUUUGGGAUGGCAGAUUUCAGACUGACUCCACAUAUAGACAACCUGGAGGUGGCCAACAGCUUUGCUGUUACUAAUUGUUUUUGUUCCCAGUUCUCUCGAGGGGUCUACGCUAUUUUUGGGUUCUACGACAAAAAGUCGGUCAACACCAUCACAUCCUUUUGCGAGACACUUCAUGUCUCCUUCAUCACGCCGUCUUUCCCAGUGGAGGGAAUGAAUCAGUUUGUUCUUCAAAUGAGGCCAGACAUCAAGGGACCUCUGGUCUCACUGGUGGAGUACUACAAGUGGGAAAAGUUUGCCUAUCUCUAUGACAGCGACAGAGGUCUGUCAACUCUUCAGGUGGUUCUCGACACAGCAGCAGAAAAAAAUUGGGUCGUAACGGCGAUAAAUGUUGGAGACCUAAAGGAUGAGCGAAAGGAUGAAGCCUACCGCUCCCUGUUCCAGGACCUCGAAAUCCGUAAGGAGCGGCGCAUCGUCCUGGACUGUGAACAGGACAAAGUCAAAGACAUAUUGGAACAGGUGAUCACUAUAGGCAAGCAUGUGAAGGGCUACCACUACAUCAUUGCAAACUUGGGUUUUGUGGAUGGUGACCUCUCUAAAAUCCAGUAUGGAGGCGCAAAUGUGUCUGGAUUUCAGCUGGUAGACUUUGAAGAUCCUAUGGUGGCGAAGUUUGAUCAAGAAUGGGAGGCUUUUGGAGAAAAAGAAUAUCCGGGAACGGAUGCACGGAUCAGAUACACCUCAGCUCUCACUUUUGAUGCAGUUCGUGUGAUGACUGAGGCUUUCCUUUUCCUGCACAAGCAAAGAAUAGACAUGAGUCGCCGUGGCAACAGUGGUGACUGCCUUGCAAAUCCUGCUGUACCUUGGGUGCAGGGGGUAGAGAUCGAGCGUGCGCUCAAACAGGUUCGUGUAAAUGGUUUAACUGGAAACAUUCAGUUUGACCAGUAUGGCAAGAGGAUCAACUAUUCAGUGACAAUCAUGGAGCUAAAGAACAACGGACCUGUUAAGAUUGGCUUUUGGAACGAAGUGGAUAAAAUGGUGGCCACAAAGUCCGACCUUUACCCCAAUGACACCAUGGGAAUGGAAAACAAGACUGUCAUAGUGACGACUAUACUGGAAGCUCCGUACGUCAUGCUAAAGAAGAACGCUGAACUGUUCCAAGAUAAUGAUCGAUAUGAAGGUUACUGUGUGGACCUGGCUGCAGAGAUUGCAAAGCAUUGUGGGAUACGCUACCAACUAAAGAUAGUUGGAGAUGGUAAAUAUGGAGCAAGAGAUGCUGAGACCAUCUGGAAUGGUAUGGUGGGAGAACUGGUGUAUGGGAAAGCAGACAUUGCCGUUGCUCCACUGACUAUUACACUUGUACGUGAAGAGGUGAUUGAUUUCUCCAAACCCUUCAUGUCUCUGGGAAUCUCUAUCAUGAUCAAAAAGCCUCAGAAAUCCAAACCGGGAGUCUUCUCCUUUCUGGACCCACUGGCCUAUGAGAUCUGGAUGUGCAUCGUCUUCGCUUACAUAGGAGUCAGCGUCGUACUCUUUCUGGUGUCGAGGUUCAGUCCGUAUGAGUGGACUCUGGAGGAGCCAGAGGAUGGAGCUCUGCCGCUAACAACAGAGUCCAUCAACGAGUUUGGGAUCUUUAAUUCUCUCUGGUUUUCUCUGGGUGCUUUCAUGCGCCAGGGAUGUGACAUCUCACCAAGGUCUCUCUCAGGUCGUAUAGUUGGAGGGGUGUGGUGGUUUUUCACACUCAUCAUCAUCUCAUCAUAUACUGCCAACCUGGCUGCCUUUCUGACGGUAGAAAGAAUGGUUUCUCCCAUUGAGAGUGCAGAGGACCUGGCUAAACAGACAGAGAUAGCGUAUGGGACUCUAGACUCUGGAUCCACCAAAGAAUUUUUCCGGCGCUCUAAAAUUGCCCUGUUUGACAAGAUGUGGCAGUACAUGAAAUCAGCAGAGCCUUCGGUCUUUGUCAAAAAAACCUCAGAGGGCGUGCAACGUGUCAGGAAGUCCAAAGGAAAGUACGCCUACCUGCUGGAGUCCACCAUGAACGAGUACAUCGAGCAGAGAAAACCCUGUGACACCAUGAAAGUCGGAGGAAACCUGGAUUCCAAAGGCUAUGGGAUUGCCACCCCUAAAGGAUCCCCAUUAAGAAAUGCCGUGAACCUGGCGGUGUUAAAGUUGAACGAGCAGGGGCUGCUGGACAAACUGAAAAACAAGUGGUGGUAUGACAAGGGAGAAUGCGGCAGCGGAGGAGGAGAGAGCAAGGAGAAAACCAGUGCUCUCUCUCUGAGUAAUGUAGCAGGAGUCUUCUACAUCCUGGUUGGCGGUCUGGGACUGGCCAUGAUGGUGGCGUUGGUCGAGUUCUGCUACAAAAGUCGUGCUGAAGCCAAAAAAAUGAAGAUGAAAUUCACAGAUGCGAUGCGUUCCAAAGCUCGACUGUCCAUCACUGGGUCAACCAGUGAGAAUGGUCGUGUUCCAGUGGCUUAUCUUCGCCCAGGACUACCAAUGAGCCUCAGUAUGACUGAUCUCUCAUGACCACGCCCAAGUCUGUGCCUUACAGCCAAUCGAAACACACGGAUCCUUCUCUGAAGUGGACAGAAGUGCUUGCCCUCUUCAUAAUGACAAAUCUCCAGUCAUGAUGGAUUCUCAGUCCUGAUUUUCAUUCAGGCGUUUAGCAUCGAACACUCAGAACUCUCCCAACCCUUCUUUUUAUCAUCUGAUGUUGAGAAACUAGAGAUGCUCCCACUGUUCGGCUGCAAGGAGUUGGGAAUGACUUGUGCAAUCCGACGUGAGUCACAAGACCACCAGAGAGCGACGUUCGUUCCACACAUCCACGACAAACAAUCAAGCACACUUGGACAGUUUUUUAAAGAAAAUAUGAAUUAUUUUGUAGACUGUUUUUUGUUUUCUUUCGCCACGAAGGCUCCUCUUGUACAGAAAACCAGAACAGUGUUGCCAAUGUUCACGCAAUAAUUACAUUAAUCAGGGACGGGGCCCAGAAAAAGUAGAGUCUAGUUUUAAACGGUUUAUCAAGAGGUGGUGUCCUGAAUAUUUACUGAAAUUAUUAAUAUUGUAAACGCUGAAAAUGUUACUGUAUCUAUUUGUACUUAUCCAUUCUGCCUGAAAAUCCCUUAUUAAUGGCAUUCACCCAGAGAAGCAUGGAUACACACACACACACACACACACACACACGUUUCAUAAAGUUGUCACUAUAACUAAAUCCUUUAGUAGAAGCAUCAGGACUGACGGCAGAAAACCACCUGCUGAGUUUAAACCAUCACAGCCCAAAACAGCCGCAGUACUUCCUCACAGUUCUGGUUUACUAAGGUACUUUGUACGUGGAGUAUUUGGUACUCCUGUAACUUCACCAGCUUUAACAUCUACGACUGAGGCACUCCCUCAGAAUAACAAACACAAGCUGGAUUAUGUGGAACUCCAGGUUCAGGUUACCUGUGGUCACCUCGUCACCAUGGAGACUGUUGGGUACUGGCUGUGCUAGGGUCAUACGGACCUGGGUCAGAGGUUUCCGAGUGGGUUUGACCCGCCCUCAUGUUGGCUAAUACCCAGUCACCCAGUUGAAAGUCGGUAAAACGGAGACAAACUCCCUGUUACGACAUUCCUCCGUUCAGGAAAGGCUCGGCUCUCGAGGAUUUAGAGGAUUAAACGUAAUAAUGUGUGUUAGGAGGGGAAGCAGAACGGUGAAACUGUGACAGAUGAGUCCUCGUGGACACAGCCCAGCGCUGAACUCAUUCAGAUGUGAGUAAAUACUUGGAGGUGUGAGGCCAGCUUCCCUCCCCUUUCCUACAUCAGCACACACACACACACACACACACACACACACAUAUCAUGGGAGUUCUGAUGCCAAACAUAGUGAUCGGUGCUCGGCCGACAGCAGCUGCUGAUCCUGAGAUCUGAGCCAGGUGUGGCGGAGCCGCCACGUUAGUGCCAAGCAGGACGACGACAGGACGAAGAAGACGUUUGCAUGUCAAUUUCAAUCUGUUUUUGUUUUGAUCGACUUGUCCGCCUGAAUCCUCGUGAUUGGCUGCAUACUUAUGGUGUUACUUUAUGAAAGCAGUUAGAAAAUAUAAAUAAUAUUGAUUACAAUGAUAAUAAUGUUGUUCAUGUAAUGUACAGUGUUUACUGCAAGAACCUGAGUCUGCUGUUUUAUUUCUGCAACAAACUUAUUUGUUAGGAUUGUUUCAAGCUAACAGCUCCUACAAAAUAAAAGUCUGAUGCCAUCGGCACGAGUUAAAGAGUUCUACUGAGCUCGUGUCACGUUUGCCACAUUUCUAUGGUUCCUUCUGCUUUAUCCUCCUUUUGUAUUAAACUUACCUGUUUUGAAAGGAAAUGUCGGAACUUAAUUUUCAACAAUGCAAGUCUUAGCUGGGGUUAGAGUGAGACUGCGAGUUCAUUUCUCUCUUGAUGGGAAGUUCGGAUUAAGAUGUUCUCUGACAGGAAUGUUGGGAAUCUUGUUCAGCGAGCUACGCCUACAUGAAGCUGGUUCCACCAAACCCUGGAUUUAUUAUGGGAUGGAAAGUCGAGACUUUUUGAACAAAGGAGCGUCAGAACAUGUUUGAAAACUGCGGUGCAGGAGCCAGGGUCGCCGGGGUCACCGUCAUCCCUGCUUCCAACUCAGACAACAAACUGUUGUGGUUCCCGGUGAUGGAGGUGGUGGUUGGAGUCACCGCGGUGUUCCCUGCCCCCACCCCCGAGGAACGGAGACGUGUUGAAAAGUUCUGUUGCUUAAUGACUUUCUAUUCUUUAUAUGAAUAUGCAAAUGUCACCAUGAGCUGAUUCCACUGUACCGACAUAGAAACAGUGUGUCCAUAGUUGGUUGUUCUCUAUUUUCAGUAAACAUUGAACAUGCAUGCUCUCCA